Lactuca saligna is the source of this 711-nucleotide messenger RNA. The record is from the annotation of a GenBank genome assembly. Lineage: Eukaryota; Viridiplantae; Streptophyta; Magnoliopsida; Asterales; Asteraceae.
AUGGAGGCCGAAAACUCUAGGAGCCUAAACUUUACAACAUGCUAUUCCAAAGGAUUCAUAUGCUUAAAUGCAGCGUUUGGACAUGGAUCACCAGAAACGAAAGCUUUAUGUUCUCCUCAGCAGUCUUCGGCUUCAGCUUUCCAAUUUGAAUGUUUUAGAGUCGAGGAAGAUUUGAUGAUAAAGAACAAGUUAGAGAAGAUUGGACCAUAUCUAGAUGGAAGGUGUAUAUAUCUUGUUGGAAUGAUGGGCUCUGGAAAAACAACAGUUGGCCAAAUCCUAUCUAAAAUUCUUGGCUAUUCUUUUGUCGACAGUGACAAUCUAAUAGAGGAGGUUGUCGAGGGAAUCGCAGUUGCUGACAUCUUCAAAUUGCAUGGCGAGAAAUUCUUUAGAGAGAAGGAGACUGAGGUGUUGAGGAAGCUGUCAUCGAUGCAUGGAUCGGUGAUUUCCACGGGUGGAGGUGCUGUUGUUCAGCCUAUCAACUGUUUCGACACCACCAGAGCAGUAGCACCACCCCACAACACCAUAGAACCACCAAUUUUAUGGAUUGGAGAAGAGAACGGGUGGAGCUGGGCCCUUUCGUCGGCGAUGGUGCUGACCACCGACGAUACAUCAAACAGAGACGUUCGCCAGGGACACGAUGAUCUCUCAGUGUAUCACCACAAAUUACUUGGCAAUGAAUUUCUGGUAGAAAUGGCUUCAAGAAUGGCUUGA